Messenger RNA from Agrilus planipennis (emerald ash borer), 1038 nucleotides. RefSeq names its product ribonuclease H1. NCBI's taxonomy places the organism in Eukaryota, Metazoa, Arthropoda, Insecta, Coleoptera, Buprestidae. Gene Ontology annotation, biological process: DNA replication, removal of RNA primer. The transcript has 7 exons. Bases 57 to 935 code for a protein of 292 amino acids. Gene Ontology annotation, molecular function: RNA-DNA hybrid ribonuclease activity; nucleic acid binding; magnesium ion binding. The record is from RefSeq and is a predicted model, not a curated record.
UAAUAUGUUGAAUUAGACUACUCCAAUGGUUACAGUCAAUAGUUACGGUCUUCUCUAUGGUUACAGUAAUAAAAUGCUAUCAAUGUAUAUCUAUUAUCUAUGAAUUCUAUUCAAAAAGCAUCGUUCGUAGGUUACGUAUGGGUAAUUUGUAUUGUAAAGAAGGUAAAUUAGUUUUUUUGUCUUUAUUUCCAGUAAAACAAUUUAAUAAAAAAAGAAUUGCAGAUAGCAGUACCAUGUCAGUAUUAAGUAGGAAUGAAAUAGAACAACUGAAACAACGAUUACAAAAAGCAGAAGAACAGGUAGUGGUACUACAAAAAGAAAUUCAGUGCAUAAAAGAAGUGUUAUGUAAAUGUUCAACCACUACUUCAAGUUUAACAGCACUUCAGAAAAGAAAAUUUUCCACCUUAAACUCUGAGACUGAUGGCUCUGAAAGCAAUUACAAUUUUACAGUAAAAAAACAAAAUAUUGACGCAACAAAGGGGUACAUGACUGUUUACACAGAUGGAGCAUGUGAAAAUAAUGGAAAAGUUAAUGCAAAGGCUGGAAUAGGAGUAUGGUUUGGAAGUGGUCAUUCCUGGAAUAUAUCAGAACCAGUUAAAGGAAGGCCUACCAAUAAUACCGCUGAAAUUCAAGCCUGUAUUAGGGCUAUUGAGAAAGCUCACUCUAAUGGUAUCAAAAAAUUAUUAAUAAAAACUGAUUCCCAGUUUGUUAUUAAUUCCAUGACCAAGUGGAUAAAGAGGUGGAAACAAAAUAACUGGAAACUUUCAACAGGUGGUGAUGUAAAAAAUAAAACAGAUUUUGUAAAACUUGAUACAUUAAUCAAUCUGCUAGAUGAUGUUCAAUGGGAGUAUGUGGCUGGUCAUGCAGGAAAUGAAGGUAAUGAAGAGGCUGAUAGGUUAGCUCGAAAUGGAGCAACUUUAUACAAACCUACAUAAGGGAUACAAACAUGCAUCCAACCUACAAGCGUAUGGCCAGAUUCGUGGUAUGCAACGACUUUUUUUUCUUCGGGGGACAUGGCAUGGCUCCUUUUUUCAGUAC